Molecule: messenger RNA, 1030 nt
Organism: Cladophialophora immunda
Lineage: Eukaryota; Fungi; Ascomycota; Eurotiomycetes; Chaetothyriales; Herpotrichiellaceae
Exons: 3
Coding region: 57-803 (248 amino acids)
Biological process (GO): N-acetylglucosamine metabolic process
Cellular component (GO): cytoplasm
Source: RefSeq, a predicted model, not a curated record
GUCGACAGAACUUCUAGAGAGUACAGGCUGUGGGCAACAUCGAGCUUGCGGAGGAAAUGCCACAUUCGGUCCAUCCUACACCACGGGAAAAUACGCCCGACACAAGUAGAGAGCAAGACCUCUCAAGACUCUGGUGGAAUAUCAAUGUCCCGCGGGAGCAGUGGACCGAAGAGUGCCCGCCAUAUCUGCUUGGGCAAAGUGAGAAGAACAUUGGGAUCCUGAGCCGCAAAGAUGAGGAAUUUGUCCGAUUUACUUGGCAACAAGUUGAGGAACUAGUUCGGACGAACACCAUUCACCGAUUCCAGCGACCAUCAAGCCAACUCCGGGGUUACCUUGCCUAUGUCUACCAUCUCAAGAAAACCUACGGCUCUGUUCUCUCAUACAUCCAAGAACACCGCCUCAAUUGGCCCACCAUCACUCCCAGUGGAGAUGCACCGUUCAGCAAUCCUUCCGACUACAAGAUUUUAUACAACGACUGGCCGUACUUUGUCGAGGACGGGAUAAAACAUCUCGUUGUAUGGACGAAAUUUCAGAUCGACGAGGUGGAGGAGACGGGAGAGGUGACCCCAGAGGCGACGAGGCAGAUCGACGAGUUCAUCCGAAAGACGUUUUGUGAGGGAGAAGCUGGAAAGAGGAUAGAGAGGGAAAGGAUCGUAUGGUUUAAGAACUGGAAGAGUUUGAAAAGCGUACAUGCGUUAGAACAUUUCCACGUCAUGCUUCAUCAACCACCGGAGACACUCAUUGAAGCCGUUACAGAGGGAGAUCGGCCUACUUGCGAAACCUGGAUGGCAGCGAUGAGUUGAGUUGGUGAGAUGUGUUCUUUGUAGGUCCAGGCUGUUCAGCACGUUGCGUGGGACGGCGCCAUCAUACCGAGGGAGGGUAAUAUAGAAUACACUUGAAGGGAAAGACUAGAAUCCGGGAUGCUCAGCAUGAGCAGCAUUAGAUGGCGAGUUCCCAAAUUCAAGGGAUUCAUGAGUAACCAGCGACUCGGGAAUAACUGUGGCCGGAUGCCUGCUGCUCCUUGGGAUUC